AGCUGCGGAGCCGCCUUAGCACCUGUCGGUCGCUGAGUCCCGGAGCCGGCGCCCCUGACUCCGUCGGGGCCAGGAAGGGGGGCCAUGGUUUCCCUGCCCAGGUCCCCAGCGACCAACUUGCUGCGGUUUUUGUUCCUGGGGCUGAGUACCCUCGCGUCCCCCUCGCAGGCCCAGCUGGAGCUCCACGUGCCCGCUGGCCUCACCAAGCUGAAGGCAGUGGAAGGAGCAGAAGUGGUGCUCCCGGUGUGGUACACCCUGCAAGGGCAGGUGUCCUCCGGCCAGACGUGGGAGUUGCUCACCGUGAUGUGGUUCUUGGAACAAGAAGGGAAGGAUCUGAACCAGGUGUUGGCAUACAUCAACAGGUUGACAAGCAAACAGAGGGUAUCCCUAGAUUCUCCAUGCCCUCCCUGGCGUGUGGCGCUCUUGACUGCCCAGGACAUUGCCUCCGGGAGAAAGACUCCCGGUCCCUACGGCACCUCUGUGAAUACGAAUGUGCGAGACCAUCAAGGCAUAAAUAGGAGCCUAGCAGCAAAACUUUGCAGGGCUUUCAGUGGUGCUGGCACUGCAAUACCAGUGGGGCCAGGCACCCCAUCCGCCCAGAGUUUUCUUUGCACCAGUUUAGAUGCCAUCCGGGGGUCUUUAAGCCUCACAAACCUUUCCAGUUCCAUGUCCGGAGUCUAUAUCUGCAAGGCCCACAAUGAGGUGGGCAGCGCCCAGUGCAAUGUGACCUUGGAAGUGAGCACAGGGCCAGGGCCUGCUGUUGUUGCUGGAGCUGUUGUAGGCACUCUGGUUGGACUAGGACUGCUCGCUGGACUGGUCCUCUUGUACCAUCGCCGGAGCAAGGCCCUAGAGGAGCCGGCCAAUGACAUUAAGGAGGACGCCAUUGCUCCCCCGACCCUGCCCUGGCCCAAGGGCUCAGACACAAUCUCCAAGAACGGGACCCUUUCAUCUGUCACCUCAGCACGAGCCCUCCGGCAACCCCAAGGUCCUCCCAGGCCUGGUGCACUGACCCCCACACCCAGCCUUUCCAGUCAGGUCCGGCCCUCACCCAGGCUGCUCAGGACAGAUGGGGCCCACCCUCAGCCAACAUCCCCCAGCCCUGGUGGGGUGUCUUCCUCCACUCUGAGCCGCAUGGGUGCUGUCCCCGUAAUGGUGCCCGCCCAGAGUCAGGCUGGGUCUCUGGUGUGAUGGUCCAGCCACUUGCUAGCUAAGCUAUCUGGUUUAUCCCCUUCUUCUAGCGGUCACCCCUAGCACAGAGGCCUGAGUCUUGGGAGACCACCUUCUAGACCUCCAGUCCUCUGCCCCCACCUUUCUUUCCUAUGGGAAAACUGAGUCUCAGUUAAGACUCAAAUUUUCAGGAGGUAGAAGGGGAAGUGGACCUCAGAUUAUGAAGAGCGUCCGCCCCCUUGCCCAGUUCUCUCAGUGGCUCUAGUGAAUGCUGCUGAGGUUGGCUGCCUGCCCACUGGGGCCCUGGUGGGGACUGCCAGUCAGGGAGUCCUCCAGGCCCCCUUGAUCUGUACUCCACCCCAUCUAACAUCACCCUUCACUCCUGAGCCAGCUCCCUGCAUUCAGAUAACCUGUCCUGCUGGCUUGGCUGGGUUUUGCUGGGGCAGGGGAUAGAGAAGGUAUUUUUUAAACUAACUUGAAAUGUCUGUUUUUGUUUUUAUUUUGCAAAUUUUAAUAAAGAUGCAUUGUGUUUGUAUGGAAA
This is a messenger RNA of Puma concolor (puma), 1708 nucleotides long. NCBI's taxonomy places the organism in Eukaryota, Metazoa, Chordata, Mammalia, Carnivora, Felidae. The record is from RefSeq and is a predicted model, not a curated record.